Achroia grisella is the source of this 1718-nucleotide messenger RNA. RefSeq names its product leptin receptor gene-related protein. The record is from RefSeq and is a predicted model, not a curated record. Gene Ontology annotation, cellular component: endosome. NCBI's taxonomy places the organism in Eukaryota, Metazoa, Arthropoda, Insecta, Lepidoptera, Pyralidae. Gene Ontology annotation, biological process: late endosome to vacuole transport via multivesicular body sorting pathway. The transcript is spliced from 4 exons. The coding region runs from base 132 to 524 and encodes 130 amino acids.
UUUCAUUCAAUAAUAUUUUUUUGAGUGAUAUUUAUUAUAGAGCAGUGAAGUUUGAAGUUUGUGAUUUUUAUAAAUAUCUGUAUAAUUUUCCUUCCCAUUUAUUUUAAGCUAAUAAUUUAUUGAUAAGCAUAAUGGCUGGUAUAAAAGGUCUGGUGUCAUUGGCGUUUUUGGGUUCCAUAGGAAUGACAUUUGUCAUUCUUGCAUGUGCUUUACCACAGUACAAAAUAUGGUGGCCAUUCUUUGUGGUAUUGUUUUACGUACUGUGUCCAAUACCAACUAUGAUAGCACGGCGGCACAGUGACAGUACUGGUGGCACAAACUCACCAUGUAUGGAAGCAGCAAUCUUCAUAACUAUGGGCUUUAUUGUCAGUUCGUUUGCACUACCUAUAGUUCUCACUCGAGCAGAGGCGAUUCAAUUGGGAGCAUGCUGUUUAACAAUUGCUGGCAAUGUAAUAGUUUACCUGACUAUUCUUGGUUUCUUUACAAUCUUCGAUAUGGAUGACUCUGACUACACAAUGUGGUGAGAGAUUUAGAGGCUGCCUUUAUUAUUAACUGUAAGAGACGAUACAAAGCAAACAAAAUUUUUGUAUAAUAAGAUAUGUUGUGGUUUUGUGUAUACCUACUUAAUCUAAGUCUGAAAGCAAUUGGAACUUUAGUGUUAGUGAUAACCGACUACCAGAGUGGGUACAUACCGGGGCUUCUUUGGUAUUCAAUGUUGUUUAAUAUUUACAUUAUAAAUUUUGUAUAAUACAUACAACCUAUCUCAAUACAUAGUAUUACCCAUGUAAUACAUUUUCAUUUAUAAAGUUACAUUUUGUUAUAUUUAUCAAUAAUCAUACUAACCCUAUCUUCAUUAUUAUUAUAAAUGGCAUUUUUUUAUAUAAUUAUUAUGUUCUCGAUUGUCAUAUGUCUAUUAUAUUUCACUGUAUUAAGUUGCAGAUAACUAAGAUUCUUCAUUUUUACAUGCAUGUUACAAUUACUAACGAUUUUAAUAAUACUGAUUCAAAAUAUUGGCAUGACAAUUGUCGCAAAUUUAUUAGAACCCAGUACAUUCUGUUAAAAAACUACACCUGUGAUUCUUCGCAGACAUAAUUCAGUACGAGAGGCGCGAUUCUUCACAACCAAGGCAUUAAAGAUUGACCAAUGUUAAAAAUAAGAAUAUAACACAUCUCCAUACAAAUCUUUUAUUAAACUUAAUUACCAAUUAAGUUUUCGUGCAGAAACUAGAAGAAUCUUUGGUUGAGUAGUCUAUAUUAAAUUCGACUUUAUGAUUAUGCGUAUCAGUGAUGCCAGAUUAUUGAUUAUUGUAGUUUUUAUUUAUAUAUCUAUAUAUUUAUUAGCAGUCAAAUCAGAUUAUAAUCAGUAUGAGCACUUAUGUAGCAGUAUGCAAUGGGUACAACAGAUCUGGAUCGUAAUCAAUACUCUAAAAUUCUAAAUAUUAAAAUUUGGUACAUAUCACAUAUGUAUUGUGUUAUGUGAACUCCAUGAAUCUCUUUAUUUAUAGUUUACCUUCAAUGAAAUUAUUCUUGUAUCCAAAAACGGUAGAAAUUAUUGAAUAAUGACUGUCGCAAAUAUGUGAUAUCUAAAUAUAUGUAUAUUAUUAUAUAUUUUUCAAUAUUAUGUAUUCAUCCAAUGCAUUAAAGUAUUUAUAAUAGCACUUAUCAACUAUUUAAGUUAAUAAGAGGUAGGUCACUUAUUUGUCACAAAUCUGUUAAUGU